Messenger RNA from Mycosarcoma maydis (corn smut), 1263 nucleotides. RefSeq lists its product as uncharacterized. Bases 1 to 1263 code for a protein of 420 amino acids. Gene Ontology annotation, molecular function: oxidoreductase activity; FMN binding. The transcript has a single exon. The record is from RefSeq and is a predicted model, not a curated record. Lineage: Eukaryota; Fungi; Basidiomycota; Ustilaginomycetes; Ustilaginales.
AUGUCGCACCUUGAAGCCCUCAAAAAGCCCGUCGUCUUUUCUAACGGCGUAACAGCUCCCAAUGCAACGCUCAAGAGUGCCAUGACCGAGCGUCUUUGCACGUGGUCCGAAGACGAUUUCAAGAAGCGUGGCUGGCCUACACCCGAAUACAUCAACCUGUACAAGACGUGGGGCGAGGGUGAGAUUGGCACCAUUGUCCUUGGCAACAUUCCAUGUGAUGCUCGUUACCCUGAAGCCAAGAAGAAUGCAUGCAUCGACCCCGAGAUUGGCUCACACCAAGAGUACGUCGAGGCGUAUAAGCCGGUCAUCGAUGCUGCCAGCGCGCACGGCUCACUCGUCAUCGCCCAGGUGACUCACGCUGGUCGACAGACCUCGGAAGAGAUCGCUUCUAUUCCCGUCUCCUCGUCCGACGUGCAGUGUCCUCCGGGUAUGGGCAUGACCUUUGGCAAACCUCGCCCUUUGACCGUGGACGAGAUCCAUGACAUUGCGCGUCGGUUCGGUUUCGCUGCCAAGGUGCUCUACGAAGCCAAGGCCAAUGGUAUCGAGCUACACGCUGCACACGGCUAUCUCUUGUCGCAAUUCCUAUCGCCACGUGUUAACAAACGUACCGACCAGUACGGUGGUAACCUUGAAGGUCGUUCGCGUAUCGUGUUUGAAAUCAUCGAGAGCAUCCGCAAGGCGGUCCCGGAUCCCAAGUUUAUCAUUUCGAUCAAGAUCAACUCGGCCGACUUUGCCGAUGGCGGAUUCGACGCCGAAGAAUCGUUCACCAUGUCCAAGAAGCUCGAAGCUGCCGGUGUUGGCUUGAUCGAGCUUUCGGGUGGAACGUACGAGAGCAGCGGAUUCGAGCACAAGAAGGAGUCGACCAUCGCGCGUGAAUCGUUCUUCAUCGAGUUUGCCGAACGCAUCCGACCACACCUCAGCACGGCUCGUCUCGCCGUCACGGGAGGCUUCCGUUCGUCCAAGGCGAUGGCAAAGGCUGUGGAAGAAAGGUCGUGUGACAUUGUCGGUCUCGCGAGACCUCUCUGCGGCGAGCCUCACCUUUGCAAGCACUUGCUCAGCGGCAAGCAGCAGAAGGCAAGAGACGUGCACCCCGACUUGCCGCGACAGAUUGAGAUCGGCGCCUGCGUCGUCCAGCUUAACCAGAUCGGCCACGGCGCUACUCCAUGCGACACCUCCACCGCCGAAGGUGCCAAGUUUGCCACCGACGCCGUCAUGCGUCUCAGGGAACCUGAACACGGUGCAGAGAAGGACCAGAAGCUCUAA